Molecule: messenger RNA, 2375 nt
Organism: Pararge aegeria (speckled wood butterfly)
Lineage: Eukaryota; Metazoa; Arthropoda; Insecta; Lepidoptera; Nymphalidae
Gene: Sec10
Product: exocyst complex component 5
Exons: 13
Coding region: 98-2263 (721 amino acids)
Biological process (GO): exocytosis; Golgi to plasma membrane transport
Cellular component (GO): cytoplasm; exocyst
Source: RefSeq, a predicted model, not a curated record
UGUUGAUAAACAAGGAGGCGUAAAGAAAUAAUUUGUAAAUUAAAAAUAUACUAUUGUUUUAAUACAACAAAUAGUUGUUGUAACCAAAAAAAUCAAGAUGAUGAACCAAUAUAUUAAGGAGUUAGAACAGGAUCCGUUCGAUCCAGAUGAAUUUGUUGAGAGAAUGGUACGUCGCAGUAUGCAAGAAAGUCGUCUUCAGGACGAUCAAUUUGAUCCAGAGAUGAUACAUGAUAUUUUUACACAAGCUAUCCAGGAUUUGAAAGUUCUUCAAGAGAGGCAAGAAAGAAAGUGUGCUAGAUUAGAACAAGCAGUGCAGGAAGAAGAAAAGUCAUAUGUAACAAAGCUUGCAGAGAUUAUGGAACAACAUUCUCAUUGUGUAAAUGUCUUCAGUUCACUUGAUGAGAGAAUGUCACGUUGUGGCGGUCGCGCUUUAGACGUUGGGGAGAAACUAGGAGCUGCAAGAGCUCCCAGAGCAAGGGCUGCAGCUGCCAGGGACCUCCUGUCGCAUCUAGCCAACUUUCUUAGCCCCGGGCCUGUUGUUUCUGACUUAUUCAAUGAUCCCAAUAAGCUAAAUGAAGCAGCAGAUGUUAUACAAAAGUUAUUCACAAUCGCUCAAGAAUUACCUCCUGAUAAAUUUGAGGUUGCCAAGAAGAAAAUAGAGGCUAAAUAUGACGAAAUCGAAAGGAAUCUUAUUGAAGAGUUUGUUAGGGCUCAAAAUCAGGGCAAUGUGGCCAAAAUGAAGGACAUAGCCACAAUUAUGACAAAUUUUAAGGGAUAUUCCCAGUGUGUUGAUGCCUAUAUUGAGACUAGUCAAAUGAACACCUUACUUGGCAAGGAUAUAUUUUCAGCCGUGCUUCCUCUUUGCAAGAAGAAUUACACAGUCAUCAGUAGCGUGUUCCCAAACCCAGAUCAGGUGAUCAGCAAGUUUGUGCUGAACAUCUUCCACCUUAAGUUGCAGAAGUAUAUCCAAACCAAACUGGCUGAUAAAAAUGACAUGGACAAGUAUUUGCGCAACUUGUAUGACAUGUAUAUUAGCACUCAAAAAGUCUGCGAUGAGCUAGUAGCCGCAAAUCUAGUAUCAGCUGAUGGAAACACGGCGACUGGGGAUCUCCGCAGAGAGGCUCUUGUUAAUGGUGCAAUGGCGGGAGCAACAGACGGAUACGCAUCUUUGGAGAUUCGGCGUUUGAAAGCGGUCCUCUCUAACGCUCUCAACGUUUAUUAUAACGAGAAACAGCAUGUUAAGAAGCAAAUCCAGGGUGGAGGUUUUCAAGAGCUACGCCGAGAUCUACAAGCAGUUAUUGGUACCCGAGCAAACAUCAAUAUUGCUCAAAUUGAGAAUUACGGCGGUGAAACCUUUCUCAGUGAACCACUGGUUGUGAAGAUGCUCAACGACGCAAAGACAUCUUUUACCAGGUGUAAAACUCUAUGUACCCCGAACGAGUUACACGGUACGACGAUAGCAUUACUGGACGCGCUGAUACAAAACUUGCUCAUAGAACACGUGGACUACGCGCUCGACUUAGGCCUGCAAUCCAUCCCCAUCGCUGAGAACAAGUCGCCACCUCAGAUUUACUUCUUCGAUAUAGUGAACCUUGCUAACAAAAUAGUGAGGAUGUUUGGAGAGCAUUUUCAGGAAUCGGUGUUGCCUUGUUUAAGUAAACAAGGCGAAUGCAUCCAGCGAAAGAACACUAUAAUGGAGCAAUUGGAGAACAAACUGGAUGCAGGAUUGGAACGCGCGAUAUCCGCUAUAGUGGGAUGGGUAAAGCUCCAUCUCCAGACUGAGCAGAAGAAAACUGACUUCAAACCCGAAGGCGAUAUUGACACUUUGGCAUCCUCCGCGUGUGUAGCAGUUGUGUCCUACUUAAACUCGGUGAUGGACAAAAUCCACGCAGAACUGGAAGGGGACAACCUACACGCAGUGUCUUUAGAGCUAGCAGUCAGACUGCACCGUGUCAUAUACGACCACCUGCAGAACUUCCAGUUUAAUUCUGCGGGUGCAAUGAUAGCGAUAUGCGACGUGAAGGAAUACCGUUCGGCGGUGUGCGGGCGGGGACCGCGCGCCGCGCCCGAGCCCGCACACGCACUUUUCGACACCCUGCACGCACUGUGCAACUUGCUACUCGUCAAACCUGAGAACUUGCAUCAGGUCUGCGAAGGAGAGACGCUGGCGGAGUUGGAUCAUUCAAUCUUACACAACUUCAUCCAACUGCGGUCGGACUACAAGAGUCAUAAGUUAUCAAGCUUUCUCAAGGGCCUGUCAUAAUUUAUUGUGAACACAUUACGUUGUAUUUAUAGCCCUAAUUUAUAUUAUCCAAGUGAUAUAUUGUUGCUUUAUAUUGUUUCAACAUUAUUUAUUAAACACAAUUACUAAUUGA